Messenger RNA from Bombyx mandarina (wild silkworm), 2883 nucleotides. RefSeq names its product non-canonical pre-mRNAs endonuclease FASTKD5, mitochondrial. NCBI's taxonomy places the organism in Eukaryota, Metazoa, Arthropoda, Insecta, Lepidoptera, Bombycidae. The record is from RefSeq and is a predicted model, not a curated record.
AUAAGUAGGAAUAAAAUAAAACACUGAAGUAAAUAAUAAUGGGGAGAUAACAUGCACAAAUACUAGAUUAAAGGGUUCACUUGAUUUUGUGAAUUAAAGAAUAUUUAAAUAUGAGUACUUUUAUAAAUAUUGGGCGAAAACUGUUAAUAACAUCAAUUUUUCGACUGCAGUGUGUUUCACAAUUUAAGCUUAAACCAGGUUAUACGCGAUCUAUUCAUAGUAGUACUGGGCUAUUCAUUAAAAUGUAUAUGGAAAAAGAGAAUGAAUAUGCAUACAGUGUGUUAGAAAAUAAAGGUUAUGCAAUAAAUAUUUAUACAAAACAUUCUAGCGAAGCUAUAUCUCAAGAAGAGUUUCAGCGAUUAAAUAAAGAAGAUUGGACUAAGAAAACAACCCAAGAAAUUUUUGAAAUAUUCCCUAUAUUCGGAAAAUAUUGUUCACAACAUAGCUUAUGCAUAUCAAGUGAAAUAUUUGAUAAUUUCAUAGACAAUCUAACUGAUACCAUACAAAUGGCUACUGACUCACAAUUAAAAACUCUUUUUUAUUCCUUAAACAUGUGGCCAGAAACAGCAUCGAUUAGAACAAGAAACUAUAUUGAGGUAUGGGCUGCACUUGAUGAUGAAUGCCUAAAACGAUUAAAAAAUUGGUCACACGAUGAAAUAUUAUCUUUUAUAUCAUUGUUUUUUAUGUUGAAUGUUACAAGAGUAAGUGAUUUUUCUUGGAAAAGUAUAAAUAAAUUAGCAACUAAAGCAAAUCAACUAACACCAGGACAACUAGUUCAAACAUUAUUUUUUGUGGGAGUCCUACGUAAACAACCACAUGACAUGCAUAAUUUAGAAAUUCAUUUUUCUAAAAACUUUGCAUGUUUUUCAGUUGAAGACAUUGGCAUAAUGAGCAUGGGUUUUUUUAAGAGUAAAUGUCCUAUAAGAAGUAUGGAGCUUGCUUCAAAAAUAAUCAAUAAAGUUAUUGAAGGUUCUGAACAUGUUCAUGAAGUUGCACUAGCUGCUAUUUUAAAAAUCAUUAGAUAUUCAGUGAAGCAAAAUAAAAAUAAUGAAAUAUUUUCACUGCUAGAUGUUUUACAACAUCAAGUCACAAGGCUUUCUGUAAUGUGCAAUGUACAUUUAGCACUAGUUGGAACAUCAUCACUUACAGUACACAAUGAUUGUCUUACCAAAAUAGCCCAUUAUAUAAUGGAUCAUAUGCAUGAAACAAGACUAAAAGACCUUGAAAGAUUAAUUUUUACAUAUGGCACAUUUAAUUUAAUACCAGCUACGAAAGAUAAUUUUUUUUCUAAAGUAAUUGAAGAACUGAAAAAACCUGAAAGAUUUCCUGAGAUUUCACAACAUGGAAAGUCAUACAGUUGCUGUAUAUCAUUUUUUGGAUUGGUAGGGAUAUAUCCUGUAGAUUUAAUAAGUAAAGCUUUAAGCCCAGAGUUUAUAGAAAAUACAUAUGGCAAACACAUGUUUAGUUAUGGUAAAGAAUUAUUAAGCCUACAUAACAGUGCAGAGAUAUUUUGCAGGGAGUCUGCAAUGAAUCGGCUUAGUGAAAAAGCUGUGCUCCUCCUGUCAAAAAAAUAUACAGAUUAUGUACCAUCUGAAAAUUACAAAAAACAGUACAAUAUUAGUGAAAAAAUGAUGCUAGAUAUUAUGAAAGUUUUGGGAGAUUGUCGAGGCGGCCAAAAUUAUGUCAUAGCUGAACAUAUUUUAACCCACCAUCAAAGAGGAGAUAUAAUCAUUUGCAAUGAUCACAAUGGAAAGCCUAUGCCAGUCAAAGAAGCAUUUAAAAAUGAUACAUUUGGGUAUAUUCGGAAGCCUCCUGAUGACAAUGAUUGGAUUGUACUUAUAAUAGGUGGAAAAAAUUCCCUAAUUCAGAACUGUAAUGUACCUACAGGACAGUUUCAGACAAAAAUUCGAGAACUUGCAGCUUUAGGCUACACUCCAAUAUUGGUGCCAUGGAAAACAUAUUCACAACUAGAUAAUUUUGAAGAGAAAGAAAGUUAUCUUUGUAGCUUAAUCGAAAACAGAUCAAGGAAAAAUCAUAGUUGUACUGAUACUGUAUUUAAUAGUCUUCAUAGUCAUAAUUCUUAGAAAGUGCUAGAUUUAUAAGUUUAGUUCUCUUUAGGUCUCAAAAGAAAAAUAUGAAUGAACUGAAAAUAUUUUUCAUGGCAGAAUUUCUUGACAUUGAGGUAGCUUGGUGAGUUCGUAGUGGACUGAAUUGCGUACCAACGAGUCUAUACUUGUAGUCCAGGGAAAGGUUGAGGAUACCAGGCCACCACGAAAAUCGCCUUAAGAUGGACUGACCAGAUUAAAGCGGCAGUAAAUGGGGUCAUCAUCACUGAAUGCACUAUCAGAGCGGACUGGCGGCGUGUUGUGAAGCUUGCUACCAAUACAUGAACUGAUGACCACGACCACUCUGUCAAGAGCGAUACCGACGAAGAAGAAGAAGGCUGAGUUCGUCCGUUUAAAACAGAUUAUGUACAAAGCUGUAAUAAUAUUAAUAAAAAUGAAAUUUAAAACAUGUUCGUUAAAUUCAAAAUAAAGGAUACUUUAACUAAAAAACAAAACCUUGUGUGAUUAUUUGGAGUUGACUGAAAUACAAACACUCGUUUUAAAAAGUUGUCUCUUUUGUCCAGGUUAAUACGGUUCCACCGUUUCUAUCGACUCGUUCGUAGGUACAGAAGAAUGAGUUAUUUUUAUUCGCCAAAUAUUAUAUGUAAUAAAUAAACGCAAAAAACAUGGAACUCGUAUGGAACCGCGGACGUUAAUAGUAAUUAACUAAUUUGAAAAAACGGCGUAACACGAUAACCGCUAUCGUGUCCACCGCUAAUUACAUAUCCGAGUACGAAACAUGUCCUUGUCGGAUCUCUCGGAUAGGCAAUCAGUACUU